Molecule: messenger RNA, 735 nt
Organism: Effrenium voratum
Lineage: Eukaryota; Dinophyceae; Suessiales; Symbiodiniaceae
Source: the annotation of a GenBank genome assembly
GGGGUAAGUUAAGUUGGGAUCCGAAAUCCGAGCCAUGGAGCUGACGCACUCCAACCCCCAGCUGGUGCCCCCCGAAACCUCCCUCGGCGCAGUGAGCGGCACGCCGCUGCAUCGCUUUUUGCGCGGCUUUCAAGAAGGCGUGUUCCAAGAGGAGGUGGCCCAAUUUGUACAGGACCACGCUCAUCACUUCGCCGUGCUGUGCGUGGAUGGUUCUUAUCCCUUGGUGUGGACGGAGCUACACAACCAGUACAAGGAGUUGUUCGACCAGCAGUUCGAAGCGAUCCUUUGGUUUCAAGACAGCAGCCCGGAGCAGUUCCACGAGAGCUGCCGCAGCCUGCUGGCAGCCUGUGAAAACCUUCCCGAGGAUGCAGAGCUGGACGUGUCAGACUGCCGAGGAGCUGGCGUCACGGUGGCGGCGUUCCGUAGCUUCCUGUGUGCACUGACCGCCUCGGAGGACUUCGACAGGUUCCUGCAGGUGAUGUUCGCCGCUUGCUGCGGCACCUUGAGACCCACCCUGGCGCUGCCCAAAGACCAACCUUCAGCUCGAGUGGUGGAGCUGGCGGUGCCCCCAGGCCUGGGUCCAGGGGACCUGGUCCGGGCGCAGUUCCUGGGCCAAGCCCUGGAGCUCCGAGUACCCCAGGGCUGCGAGGCAGGAAUGAGCUUCACCGCGACCAUCGACUUGUGAGAGUCGGGAUGAGUCGGGGUUUCUUCUGAGCGCGAGCGGGAGAAUGACCA